Closterium sp. NIES-67 is the source of this 3894-nucleotide messenger RNA. NCBI's taxonomy places the organism in Eukaryota, Viridiplantae, Streptophyta, Zygnematophyceae, Desmidiales, Closteriaceae. The record is from the annotation of a GenBank genome assembly.
CUCGCAAUGGACAAAACAUUGAGAGGAACCUCUGCAAUCUCUCGAAAUUGGUAUCACAUAACUUGGCUAUCAGAGUAACUACCCCGUCUGAGCGGGCCCUGAGUGACCAUCCUCCUUGUCGCACAGUCUACCUGAAUAUCCUGCACCAGUUGAUCUUGCGUUGUUGACAAUGGAGGCACGGGUAGGUAUAACGAAUUUUAGGGUUGGAUGUUUCAUUACGCUCAGAUUCUAGCUAGUUAUGCAGCUUAGAUUUUACUUUCAUGUUUGGAACUGGUGAUGGAGGCUCGCACGACUCGCAGUUGUUUACGUUCAUAGUCAGUAGUGGUGACCGCCGUUCAAACACGGUAUGAAACCUCCAGAAAUGUUUCCCAAGAGAAUGCCGAGUCGGGCGUUGGUGGCGCGAAUGGCGGCGGCGGUGGCGGUGUGGAUGGCGUGCGCGGGCGUGUUGGCGGGGCUGGUGGCGUGGAGGGUGCAGAAGGGCUUCGACGACAAUCGCAAGGCGGAGCUCGACGCCUGGUGCGCCGGUCGCGCGCGCUCGCUGCAGCAGCAGUUUAUGCUGACCGCCGACCACGUGCAGGUGCUGGCGGGUCUGGCCACGGUGUUUGGCGGCGUGCGGAGGAACCCCUGGGCGGUGGGCAGCUGCAUGACGCAGAGGCGCUUUGUGCACUUCGUGGAGCGCACCAUCGCCGCGCAGCCCUGGGUGCACGCCGUGGGCUACAUGGCCGUCAUCAACGGCUCCGACAGGGCGGCCUUUGAGCGCCAGGCGCACUGCCACCUCUUGGACUUGCUGGGAAAGCCGGCCCCGGUGGCGGACUGGUACAUGAACUCGCGUGUGUGGUUCCAGGAGAACUCGCCGCUGCCGCUGCUGGAGAUGACGUCGACCUGUGUCAACGUGCGCACGCACCCCUCGUACGGUCCGCAGCUCACCCGCAUGCACGACAUGCCGAUCAAGCAGCUCAGCAUGCCCUACGUGCUCGACAACGGCGAGGCGGGCAUGGGCAUGGGGUUUCCGAUCUUUAGGGCCGGCAUAAACAUAUCAUCCCCCCUGGCGGAGCGGCGGGCGGCGUUCAUCGGGCAGAUUGCGGCGUCCAUCGACUUCAAGAGCCUCGCCGCGUUCAUCAUCAACGAGGUCCUUCGGCAAGGUGUGGAGUAUGCCCUCGAGGUCUAUGACGUCACCUCCACCGACAUCAUCCCCUUCCCCAUCCCUGCCAACUCCCCGCCACCCGGCCCUCGCCUGCUGUACGGAGUGGGCGAUUUGCCUCAAGGGAACCCCUAUGAGGUGUCAAAGCUCAUUCCGCCUUCCAAUGAAACCAUGCUGCAGCCACACCGCUACAAGUCCGUGCAGCAGAUCAACCUCACCGACUCUUCGCGAUCCUACGAGCUCUGGUGCCGCUUCGGCGGCUCGGACACGGCGCACAGCUGGACGGCCAUUCUGCUGGCCACCGUCAUAGUGGUGGUGGCGGCGCUGCUGGCCGCCAUCGGUGUGAGCGUGGCGUGCAACACACGGGCCGUGCGGGAGAAGACGGCGGCGCUGGAGAUGCUCAAGGAGAAGACGCAGGAGGCUGAGAGGAACAAGAGUGCCUUCAUUGCCAACACAGCUCAUGAGCUCCGCACGCCGAUCAUCGGCGUCAGGGGCAUGUUGGAGGAGCUGGCGGAGGGCCAGGUGGACGAGGGGCAGCGGGAGGACGUGGGCACGGCGGUGGGCGAGGUGGAGCGCAUCCUGGCGCUCAUCAACGUCGUGCUCGACGUCUCCAAGGCCGAGGCCGGCCGCCUGCAUUUGGAGUCCCUGCCCUUCCACCUGCGCUCCUGGCUGCGCGAGGCGCUGCACACCCAUGCACACGCUGCGCAGGCUCGACACCUGAACUUCGCUUGCCGCGUGGAUGCGGGUGUGCCGGAGGUGCUGGUGGGGGACUACCUGCGCCUGCAGCAAGUGGUGGACAGCAUCGUUGACAACGCCAUCAAGUUCACGUCCAGUGGAGGGGUGUGUGUGCAGCUGCAGUGCCUCCCCGCCACCACCGACAUCCCCACUCACCUUCGAUCACUCGGCUGCCACGUGGCUCAACACACCCCAGCUGCUGCCAACGCUGCCGCCGCUGCCACCAGAGCUGCUGCGCGUGGCAAUGAGGGGGGGGGCGCAGCGAGGGUGCCGUUCAUGGAGCAGGUGGAGCAGCACGGGCUGGCAGCGGCCGUCAUGGGCGUGUGGGCGCCGCAGGUGCUGCGGGAGCGCCUGACCUCGUUCAAUGCUGGGCUCUUCUCAAGCCCGUGGCACACAGCCGUGGGGGAAGAUGGGGCAAAUGCAGAGCCUGGGCGCAGUGGAGGGCUCGGAGGUGAGGCCCGGGGAAGAGGUGAAGGGGGGAAUGCAGCAGUGCGGGCAGGGGGUUCUGGGGGCACGGCAGGUGAGGCACAUGGACUGUUGGCGUUGGAGAAGAGUGGAGAGGGGAAGAAGGAAGGAGGGCGCAACCUUGGCUUGAGAGAGGUUGGGGAGGAGGGAGCCUUAUUGAGGGAGGCAGAUGAGGGGGAGGGGGAUGGGCCAUGUGUUGGUCCAUGUGGAGGAGGUGCAUCUGGGGGAGGUGACACGUGUGAGGCAGGGAGGGCAGUAGCAGCAGCAGCAACAGCACGGGGUGGCAGCAAGGGCGCAUGGAUGGAUGCAGAGAGGAGGUGGUGGGGGGGGGCUCCCAUGGAAGGGGGGGGUGAGUCUGAGGGGGAUGCUGACAGGCGCUUGGUGCUGCUGCUGACAUGUGAGGACACGGGGUGUGGGAUUGCGGAGGCGGAGCAAGCUGAUGUCUUUCACGCGUUCAUGCAGCCACACCAGAAGAGGCAUGCGCAUGGCGGUAGUGGCAUGAGCCUUCACUUGUCGCGACAGCUGGUGUCCCUUUUGGGUGGCAGCAUUGGUCUGCUCAGCACGGAGGGCCAUGGCACCACUCUGCACGUGGCUCUGCCCUUUGCUGCUGCUGCGCCUUCUCAAAUUCCUGCUGCUGCUGAUUCUGCUGCUGGUGAUUCUUCUGCUCACACUGCUGCUGCGGCUUAUUCUGCUACCUCUGCUGGUUGUGAUGCUGGCGGAGACAGUGGGCCCCAUCCCAGCAGAAGCCAGAGUGCGAGAGAGGGAUGUGGAGGGGGAGAAAGCACAAGUGGGGUGGAGCGGGGGGUUGAGAAGGUGGAGAGUACCAAGGAGACACUCAAGAAAAUGCUCCACGGCAUGGCGAUCCUGGUGGUGGACGACAAUGUGAUAAACCGGCGGGUGGCAGCGAGCACGCUGGGGCGAUACGGUGCUGACGUCACACUGGCAGAGUCAGGCGAGGCGGCUCUGCUGCUGCUGCAGCCGCCGCACUCCUUCCGCCUCGUGCUCAUGGACCUCCACAUGCCCCUCAUGAACGGCUACCAGGCCACGGCCCAGCUGCGCGCCAUGGAGGGGGGCGCGGGGCGCAUGGAGAGCAUCUCAGAGCUGCUGGAGGGGGGUGCUGAGGGCCUAGAUGGUGGCCCACAACGGCAGCAGCGCACGCAUGUGGUGGCCAUGUCAGCAGAUGUCGACAGCACCGUUGCUGCCCGUGCAAUCGAGGCCGGCAUGGAUGGGGCGGUGCAGAAGCCACUCAAUGAGAAAGUGCUGCUCAAGGUUCUUUCAACCCUGUUCGUGAAGAGACGGAGGUACAGAACUUACUCGAUGUGAGAUUGACAUGUUUCCAGCAGAGAGAAAUUUGUUGCGAGCGUGGUUUGCUUCAAGCGUCUUAUGUGUUUAUGAAUGGAUGGUGGCACAACGAUGAGUUGUGUGUAUCGUGCUCUACAGGAUAUACGCCUGGCUCGUUUUUUUUCGCCCGCACGGCGUUUAUCGGGGUAUAGGGCCGACACUCAAAUGACAACACAUGUAUGGUGAUACCGUAAGAAAUUUUUGAGGAUUGU